Messenger RNA from Peromyscus californicus insignis, 3953 nucleotides. RefSeq names its product cleavage factor polyribonucleotide kinase subunit 1 (gene Clp1). Lineage: Eukaryota; Metazoa; Chordata; Mammalia; Rodentia; Cricetidae. The transcript has 5 exons. Bases 2277 to 3554 code for a protein of 425 amino acids. Gene Ontology annotation, molecular function: polynucleotide 5'-hydroxyl-kinase activity. The record is from RefSeq and is a predicted model, not a curated record. Gene Ontology annotation, cellular component: mRNA cleavage factor complex; nucleus. Gene Ontology annotation, biological process: tRNA splicing, via endonucleolytic cleavage and ligation.
UACAUCAGGGGAGAUGUGACCUCAUGAGGAGCCGCUCCUGGGUGGCUGAAGAAGAUGCGGCUCAGCUCACCUGUACCCUCCCUUUUUCCCCAUCACCACCAGCCCUCAGCUUCCCGUUGCACUUUCUGUCCCCUAGAGUCCCAUUCUGUUCUGGCAGCAGUUCCAGGCGUCUUGUGCCAUGGCCAGGGAGUUGGUACCUCUUUCUCUCCAGAGGCAGUAGCAGCCUCCAGCAUUUUCCACUGAGAGCAGCCUGCUGGUACAGACACAGCCUUAGGAGCAACCUCACCUGCGGAGACUCACCCCGUGUCCAGUUCUGUGAGAAACUGUCCCCUAAUAUGAGCUCAGAACCCUUUAAAAGUGAAGUCUCCCUGAGUUCGUUUUAGGUGGUGGUGGUUUUAUUUUGUUUUCUGUCUCAGGGCCUCUGUUUGCAAUACAGUUGGUCCACAUUUUGGGAAGGAAGGAAAGAGGAACAGGCAGCGCCACUCACCCCGUUCCAGCCCUCUCCUGGGGUUGAGUCCUGAGCCCUGGAACUCCACAGAACUUGGUAGCUUCUUCAGUACCUCAGAUUUUACAUGUGGCUGUUCGCAAUCCUAUAUCCUGGGCUACAUAUCCCAGGCUAGAGGGAGCACUUGCUGUCGUCCUAAACCUCUGGUCCUCAGGUCUGUUUACUUACUGUUACCUUAGCUCUAAGUUAAAGAUAGGCACCUAGCCCUAGGAGAAAAAAAUUAUCUUUCCUCCAGCAAGCUGUCAAGUCUGACAGCUGGAAAAUGGGCGGCAUCUCAGAAGCCAGACUCCUGGGCUACGCCGGGCUGUGCGGUAUAGUGUGAGAGCAACAUUAACAGGAAACAACGGAAGAAGGGGACUCCUUAGUUUGAAGAGCUGAGCUUUGGGGCACAAGGCAGAAAAUGUUUCUUCUCCCAGGAGCCAGGGCAAACACCAGUGACUGGGCAGCAGCAAAUGAAAUAAUUGCAGGGCUCUGGUUAAGAAUCUUGAGACACUGAUAUUUGCUCACACUCCAGUCCCAGUGUGGCUGAGGGAGCUGCAGGCAGAGGAUAAGAGGGAGAGUCAUCUUCUGUUGACUCUGAUAAGCUGUGAGGUGCCAGUAUCCUGCAGCUGUGGGUGGGGUAGCCUGGGUCUCCUUCAGAGCUGCCCUGCUAAUAAAUGCUGUAGUGAGGCUAGACCACCAAGCAGAGAAGGCAGUGUGGCUCCACUUGCCAGGACAAACAGGCUGUCCUCCUGUCCUCUGUGGUGGCCAUAAGCACCCCGACUGUUCUGCUCUCUCCAAGGGCUGCCAUGCAGUCUUUCCACAAAUCCCCCUGAGUGAGACCAUCUUUAGUUUCUGGUUCUCAGCCGUUGGCUGAGUCCCAGGAAGACACCUUGGGCCAAAUUCAGGGUGACAUUGUGUUCUGGCCUUCUUGCUACAGUUCAGCAUCACUACUUGAUCAGCCUUCAACUUUGCCUUCGAGUUCUCCUCAAGGUUCCACCUUGAAACACCUAUUUCACGGGACUAGCAGAUGCCAGGCUUGCCUCCUCCCUCUAUCUUGGGCUCCUUCCCCAGCCCUAUCCUCCGUCAUUGUCACGCCUCCCUCCCUGUCCCCUGCUUCUCUGUCCAGCAGAGGAGAAGCUUCAAAGAAGGCCACAAAAAAAAAAAUCAUAAGAUCAUAAAAAGGAGAGGGGGGUCAUUUCUUCUGCCAUCCCUUGUCAUGGGGUGAAGCAAAUCAGGCAAAUGACCAGGGGGCAGAAAAAAACCAACCAAACAAAAACAAAGGACAUCUGUAAGAUGAGAGACGUCUCAGGGAAAGGAAGCCUGUGAUUUAUCCAGUCAAGCAGUGAGCCAACAAUACAAGAUUCCAAAGUCCAUGCUCAUGAAAAGUGGAUUACAGAUGUGGUGGAACCAGUUAGCAGUGGUGUAAAUGACUGACCUUGUAUAACUGUCGGAUUUACACGGAGAAACAGUCCAGGCUCUUGGCAGAGCGUUCCUGGACAGCAGAUGGGGAGGGACCAUGUAUCCGCCUCCCGCGCGUGGGCGCACCGACAACGCCUCUUCUGCGCCUCCUGCGGUCUUCCCGCACAAAGUGACGGCGCUGCCCCGCCCACCUCGCGCGUCACGGCACAAUCCUUGAACUACAACUCCCAGAGGGCCGAGCGGCGGCGCGCGCUCUCCCUCUCCAACUACAAAUCCCAAGAGGCAUUACGCGACUGCGCCUUCUCCCACCGCGCAAGAGCGGAACCGCAUUUGUUUUCCGGCUGGUCUGCACAGCAGCUGUACAGAAAAGAUGAGCGAGGAAUCCAACGAUGACAAGAAGCCAACGACUAAAUUUGAACUGGAGCGAGAAACAGAGCUUCGAUUUGAGGUGGAGGCAUCUCAGUCAGUGCAGCUGGAGUUGUUGGCUGGCAUGGCGGAGAUCUUUGGCACAGAGCUGACCAGAAACAAGAAGUUUACCUUUGAUGCUGGUGCCAAGGUGGCUGUUUUCACUUGGCAUGGCUGUUCUCUGCAAUUGAGUGGUCGGACUGAGGUGGCUUAUGUCUCUAAAGACACCCCUAUGUUGCUUUACCUCAACACUCAUACAGCCUUGGAGCAGAUGCGGAGGCAGGCAGAAAAGGAAGAAGAGAGAGGCCCCCGAGUGAUGGUGGUGGGUCCUACUGAUGUGGGCAAGUCCACAGUGUGUCGACUGCUACUCAACUAUGCAGUGCGUUUGGGCCGCCGUCCUACUUAUGUGGAGUUGGAUGUGGGUCAGGGCUCUGUGUCCAUCCCUGGUACCAUGGGGGCUCUCUACAUUGAACGGCCAGCAGAUGUGGAAGAAGGUUUCUCCAUCCAGGCCCCUCUUGUGUAUCAUUUCGGCUCCACCACUCCUGGCACCAACAUCAAGCUUUAUAAUAAGAUUACAUCACGUUUAGCUGAUGUGUUCAACCAAAGGUGUGAAGUGAAUAGAAGGGCUUCUGUGAGUGGCUGUGUCAUUAACACCUGUGGCUGGGUCAAGGGCUCUGGUUACCAGGCCCUGGUGCAUGCAGCUUCAGCCUUUGAAGUGGAUGUGGUUGUGGUUCUGGAUCAAGAACGACUGUACAAUGAAUUGAAAAGGGACCUGCCUCAUUUUGUUCGAACUGUGUUGCUCCCAAAAUCAGGGGGUGUGGUGGAACGCUCCAAGGACUUCCGGCGGGAAUGUAGGGAUGAGCGGAUCCGUGAGUACUUCUAUGGAUUCCGAGGCUGUUUCUAUCCCCAUGCCUUCAAUGUCAAAUUUUCUGAUGUGAAAAUCUACAAAGUUGGGGCACCCACCAUCCCAGACUCCUGUUUACCUCUGGGCAUGUCUCAGGAAGACAAUCAGCUCAAGUUAGUGCCCGUCACCCCUGGCAGAGAUAUGGUGCACCAUCUCCUGAGUGUCAGCACUGCUGAGGGGACAGAGGAAAACCUCUCCGAGACAAGUGUGGCUGGAUUCAUUGUCGUGACCAGUGUGGACCUGGAACACCAGGUGUUUACUGUCCUGUCUCCAGCCCCCCGCCCACUGCCUAAGAACUUCCUUCUCAUCAUGGAUAUCCGGUUCAUGGAUCUCAAGUAGUAAUUAGCAAGGAGCCUCACUUUGUGGGCCAUAGAAAUCUGGCUAUCACAAAGGCAGAUGGAGAUUUGGAAGCCUUAUUAAGGAGCUGACAAGGAACAACUAGUAGAAAGCACAUGCUCUACCUCUUACAACAAUGGUAGUAGCCAGACUCCUGUAACUCUGAACCAAAAGGAAAAACUACGAAAAGAAAAUUUGAUUAUUUUUUUAAGAUCGCCUAAGGUGCCUGCCACUUUAAAUAUUCCAGGACUCUGGAGAAUUCCAUGUCUUCCACUGUGCUACCAUGAGGGGUUUUUUGUUACUACUUUCUGGUCCAUAUAUAGUUCUUGUUAUAUAACUGAGAUGAAAGUAAGAUAAAGUUCAAACCUGAAAACAAUUAUUUUAAUAAAUAUCAUUAUCAUA